AUGGAUGUAACGGUAGGCUUCAGCAUAUAUUUUCAUCGUCCUCCUACACAGGAGGCGUGCUUCACCUUCACAUCCUCCCAAGGCCAGCCUUUAACCGCUACCGCCGAGCGUAUCACCAAUUUCGGAUCAUUCAUACAUUCGCUUUCUCGAGUCAGCUACUGGGGCAGGAUGGUUUCUCGAAAGGUUCUCAGCGCUGUGGCGCUCUUCUCCACGUUGGCAUUGGCUCAGAACAACAACAACAACAACAAUGGCCAGAACAACAACAAUAAUAACAACGGUGGUGAUGCUACACAGCUGGCACCAAACGCAGUCCAGUCCGGCUCCUUCUUUGAUGGCAGUGAUGCGAUAGGUGCAAAUGACGCGCAGGCUCAGUCCGACGUCUCACAGAACAACUUCAUCAACUUCUGUGCCGGCCAGACACUUACCAACGGUCUGCAACUUGUCGAUGGAUCCUGCAACGGCAUUCCCAUGGGUCAAAUCCCAUCCAAGCAGAACAUGGUAGCCAGCGUCAUCAUCAACCCCAAGAUGGGCGAUAACAUCCCUGAGGGGCAGGAUUUCCAGAUCCAGGUCCAGACGAUCAACCUGCAGGCUGGCUCCUUCACCAACGCUGUGGCGACGUACUAUACGGCUCCGCAAAAGCUCAACGGCCAGGGGCAGAUCAUCGGUCACACUCACGUCACGGUACAGGAUCUGGGCAACAGUCUCAACCCCACUCAGCCUCCUGACCCGACCCAGUUCGCCUUCUUCAAGGGCAUUGACGAUGCUGGCAAUGGCCAAGGUCUGCUGGCCGCGACGGUUGAGGGUGGUCUCCCGGCCGGUAACUACCGUGUCUGCACCCUGACCUCGGGCUCCAACCAUCAGCCCGUCAUUAUGCCUGUCGCUCAGCGUGGGUCCCAGGAUGACUGCCAGAAGUUUACAGUUACGGCGAACGGACAGGGCAACAACAAUGGCCAGAACAACAAUGGCCAGAACAACAAUGGUCAGAACAACAAUGGCCAGAACAACAACGGCCAGAACAACGGUGGUCAGAACAACGGUGGUCAGAACAACGGUGGUCAGAACAACGGUGGUCAGAACAACGGUGGUCAGAACAACGGUGGUCAGAACAACGGUGGUCAGAACAACGGUGGUCAGAACAACGGUGGCAACUUCGGCGGCAACUUCGGCAAGAACAACUUCCGCAACCGCAGGCAGCGCAACCGACGACAGGAUGUCUCUGAAAAUGUCCCCCGGGCUUUCCGGAACUUCAUGGCGUGAUCCACCCGCCUAUGACAAGGGAAUGAACAUGUGGAUGACCUCAGAAGCCUGGACUGCGUUUGUCAUCGAGUCUGUAGCUGGCUUCCUUAGCCCUGACGCCCUUGGUCGUAGCGGACCUUGUACCAGGCGAUCUUUGGGGAACUCGAUCGAGAAAUACGUUCCAGCCGGGUCACAUCUGCUACGAUAGACGUUAUGUUUUGUUUUGUUUUUGUUUGCGGGUGGGUUCAGGGAAAUUUUGUCAUCUUUUCUUUUUUAAAAAACAAAGCUAAUCUGUAUAUAGACUUCUUUCUCUUCCUUUCAUGAGAUCUGGCUGUCUCGCGCAUAGCCCUCGCAGAAUUCUGUUGCCGGUCUCGUUGGUUUCUGAGGUUUAUUUUGUUGCAUCUUUCGAUUCUUCUUUGUCAAUCUACACCAUUUUUCAUAUACGCUCGCGUGUGCC
This is a messenger RNA of Pyricularia oryzae 70-15, 1693 nucleotides long. RefSeq lists its product as uncharacterized. Lineage: Eukaryota; Fungi; Ascomycota; Sordariomycetes; Magnaporthales; Pyriculariaceae. The record is from RefSeq and is a predicted model, not a curated record. Bases 1 to 1257 code for a protein of 418 amino acids. The transcript is spliced from 3 exons.